This is a messenger RNA of Wallemia ichthyophaga EXF-994, 3096 nucleotides long. RefSeq lists its product as uncharacterized. The coding region runs from base 1 to 3096 and encodes 1031 amino acids. Gene Ontology annotation, molecular function: glycine binding; glycine dehydrogenase (decarboxylating) activity; pyridoxal phosphate binding. The record is from RefSeq and is a predicted model, not a curated record. Gene Ontology annotation, cellular component: glycine cleavage complex; mitochondrion. NCBI's taxonomy places the organism in Eukaryota, Fungi, Basidiomycota, Wallemiomycetes, Wallemiales, Wallemiaceae. Gene Ontology annotation, biological process: glycine decarboxylation via glycine cleavage system. The transcript is spliced from 5 exons.
AUGUUAAGAUCUGGGGCUCUCACGUCUCUUAGGUCUCUCAGAUCUCUCAGAUGCCGCACAAGCACGACCAGCCAAUGCCUACGCUCAUUGGCUACUUUCGAGGUGGCUGACGCGCCACCAACCACGGCGAACAGCAUAUUCGCUCCACUUGACUCCUUCACCCGCCGCCACGUUGGCCCACGCUCUGCCCAUGUCGACCAAAUGCUCGAUUCACUCGGCUACACGUCAUUUGACCACUUCAUCAAUGACGCUGUGCCUGCGAAUAUACGCAUCCACGACUCCAUCAACGACUCUUCCAUUCCCCCACUCUCCGAAUCGGAGCUUCUUGCUCGCGCCAAGCAGCUCGGCAGCCAGAACAAACUCUUUAAAUCGUACAUAGGCAUGGGCUAUCACAACGCUGUCACUCCACCAAUCAUUCUCCGCAACAUCACUGAAAAUCCUGCUUGGUAUACCAGCUAUACGCCCUAUCAGCCUGAAAUUUCUCAGGGCAGACUCGAGUCCUUGCUUAAUUACCAGACUAUGGUGUCUUCUCUCACCGGAAUGGACAUCGCUAAUGCUUCUUUGCUCGAUGAGGCUACUGCUGCUGCAGAGGCUAUGGUUAUUGCUUUCGGUACCGCAAAAGGUAGCAAGCGCACUUUCAUCGUCGAUUCUGGUGUCUUGCCUCAGACUCUCGCUGUUCUUCACACUCGCGCUCGUGGUCUUGGUAUCAACGUUGUCCACGGCGACAUUAAUGAUCUUUUACAGAAGGACAAUAUACGUUCUGACCUUGUUGGUGCUUUGUUCCAGUAUCCAAAUAUUGACGGCGCCAUCCAAGACUACUCCAACCUAAUCAGCCAAGUUCACAGCCUUAGUGGUCUUGCUGUCUGCGCAACUGAUCUCUUGGCUCUCACUCUGCUCAAGCCACCAGGCGAGUUUGGUGCUGAUAUCUGCGUUGGCAACUCUGCUAGAUUCGGUGUUCCAUUGGGAUACGGUGGUCCUCAUGCAGCAUUCUUCGCCUGCUCAGACGCCCUCAAGCGUAGGAUGCCAGGAAGGUUGAUUGGUGUAUCAAAAGAUUCCGACGGCAAAAUAGCCUAUAGACUUGCUCUUCAAACGAGAGAGCAGCACAUCAGACGCGAUAAAGCUACUUCGAACAUCUGCACAGCACAGGCAUUGCUUGCAAACAUGGCUGCUAUGUAUGCUGUUUAUCAUGGUCCCCAGGGCUUGCGUCAGAUAGCAGCCAAAGUUCACGCUCUCACAAAAGUGCUUAAGCUGGGUAUCGAAAAAGAGGGAUUCACGGUCAAGAAUCGAGACAGUUACUUCGAUACGCUCACUGUUCAUGUCGCAUCAGCUGAGUCGACGCACGCUGCCGCUAUAGCGAAUGGCAUAAACUUGCGUCGCGUGGACGACCACACAGUCGGGAUCACGCUCGAUGAGAGUGUCACCGAGAAGGACAUACUUACGCUAUUGGAUGUUUUCUCCCAGGCCAGAACAGCCCGCGGCAUAGAAGCAUCCCAAGCUGCUAAAGACCUCACACGUCCGCAAGCUUUGGAGGAAAUUGCGCUCGAUCUUAACCUCACCCGUCACACUCUGCCUACACUGCAAGUAGCUGCAGAUGAAAAACUUCAGAGACAAUCAUCCUAUCUCCAACACGAGACUUUCAACAGGUAUCAAUCAGAGACUGAGCUUUUGAGGUAUAUCUACUACCUACAGGGCAAGGAUCUUUCGCUUGUUCACAACAUGAUUCCACUUGGUAGCUGCACUAUGAAGUUGAAUUCAACAAGCUCAAUGAUUCCAUUCACCCAGCCUGAGUGGUCGAGUGUUCACCCGUUCGUGCCAAUAGACCAAGCUCAAGGGUAUGCUAAGAUGAUAAGGGAAUUGGAGGAUGACUUGGCUGCUAUCACAGGGUUUAGUGCGACAUCGCUGCAACCAAACAGUGGUGCGCAGGGUGAAUUCGCAGGCCUGUCAGUAAUCAAAGCGUAUCAUGAAAGCAAAGGGGAUGGCGGAAAACGAAACAUAUGUCUCAUUCCUCUCUCAGCUCACGGCACAAAUCCCGCCUCGGCGGUGAUGGCAGGGAUGAAAGUAGUCCCAAUCAAGACGCUCAAGGAUGGACGGUUAGAUAUGGAAGACCUGCGCGGAAAGUGUGAAGAAUACAGUGAGAAUCUCGCAGCUUUCAUGGUCACCUAUCCAUCAACAUUUGGAGUAUUCGAGGAAGGUGUGCAAGAGGCAUGCAAGCUAGUCCACGAUAAGGGAGGGCAAGUUUAUCUCGAUGGAGCCAAUCUGAAUGCACAAGUUGGUUUGACUAACCCAUACACCUGUGGUGGAGAUGUUUGUCACUUGAAUUUGCACAAAACGUUUUCGAUUCCACAUGGUGGUGGUGGACCGGGUGUAGGACCUAUAUGCGUUGCUGAACAUCUCGUACCAUUUUUACCUGGUCAUCCUCUCUCGCCGCACGGUACAGAUUCGUCACUCACACCUGUCAGUGCUGCUGCGCAAGGCAGCGCUAGCAUCCUCACCAUCAGCUGGGCGUAUAUUAAAAUGCUGGGCGGGAGUGGCCUCACUGAGUCGUCUAAAAUUGCCCUCCUCAAUGCCAACUAUAUCAAGAAAAGGCUAGAAGGGCAUUUCAAUGUCCGUUUCGUUAACUCAAAAGGGGCUGUGGCGCAUGAGCUGCUUUUAGAUUUGGCUAAUUUCGAAGAAAGUGGAUUAAAGGUGAUGGAUUUCGCCAAGCGGUUGCAGGACUUUGGCGUUCAUCCACCAACCUGUUCCUGGCCAAUCACAUCUGCUAUGCUAAUAGAGCCUACUGAGUCAGAAAACAAGGAGACGCUCGAUAGGUUUAUUGAUGCACUCAUUCAUAUCAAGGGGGAGGCUGAUGAGGUGGCAAAUGGAAAAGCGGAUCGCGUGCUUAACGUUAUCAAGAAUGCCCCUCAUACUCUCUCAUCUCUCGCUUGGUCAGAUGACAAGUGGGCUGCUACACGACCAUACUCACGCCAAAAGGCCGUUUAUCCUCUCGCUUACCUCGCCAAUAACAAGUUCUGGCCUUCUGUGGGGAGAGUGGAUGAUGCAUAUGGUGAUCGUAACCUUACCUGUAGCUGUCCAAGUGUAGAGGAAAUGGCGGAGUAG